Molecule: messenger RNA, 1002 nt
Organism: Anneissia japonica
Lineage: Eukaryota; Metazoa; Echinodermata; Crinoidea; Comatulida; Comatulidae
Exons: 3
Coding region: 35-388 (117 amino acids)
Source: RefSeq, a predicted model, not a curated record
UUUGUUUUUUCAGGAAUAAUUGCCAUCUUAAAUCAUGAAUUCUUCAUGGAUAGCAAGUAUUUUAUUACCUUGCCUACUAAUUUGUAUCGUCCAAUCCGCCUCAAUCAAUAGGGAGCGAAGAGGCGUGAUUUCGUCAGAUUUUCUACGGGAGCUUGCUGAUAGAAUUGACUUUUAUAAUGAGUGGCUACAACUAAAUGAAUUCGACAACAACAAUAAGCAAGUUCAAGAAAAACGUGGGGACUGUGACUCAUUUGGAGGAUGUGCCCAGCUUACGGCUAGCCAACAAUUAGCAUACAGAACACGACACAGGGAUUUAAGUAAUUUGUUUGGCACAGGCGGACCAGGCAGAAAGAGACGCUCAACGCAGCCCAGUGACGCCCAAAAUUGAACCAUUCAAAGUGUAUAUCUGAACAGACUUUUAAUGAUGCAUCUGAUUUUAACAUGUUGGGGAUGAUGGAACGCCAGCGACGUGGCAAAUGACGGCUUACGCCGGAUAAAAAAUACCGUUACUUCUUCAGAGUGUUCAUCAGGACAUGACUAGGACUACUUUUAUAACAUCAAUCAUUUUAAAAUGUGGAUUAAAAGCAACUGUUUUUUUUCUUUCUUUUGUUAAUGAAUAAGCAAUCAUUUGCCUUUUUAACGCGAAAUCCUGAGGAUUUCAAGCGAGAAAGUGUGAUAGCUAACACCGGCAAAUAAUGGUGGCGCUACCACUGUACUCGAAUACAACAAACUUAGUUAUUAUAUAAUAAUUUAAAAAAAAACUUCAAGUUUUGAAGUGGGACUUUUGGAAAACAGUACCGUAUUAUACAACAAUGCUAAAAGAUAUAUUUUGUCCAAUGAAAUGAAAACAUACAAGUGUACUUUUAAAUUGUAAAAACGAUAUAUAUUAUAAAAAUUAGGUGGUUUAUUGUUUAAUAUUAUAAUAUUUCAUGUUGUAAGUUAUGAAUUUGUGGAAUGUGUUAAUAGAGUAGUGGUAAUAAAUUCGCAAGCUCAACUUUUCAA